This is a messenger RNA of Toxorhynchites rutilus septentrionalis, 5731 nucleotides long. RefSeq names its product breast cancer anti-estrogen resistance protein 3 homolog. The transcript has 14 exons. Gene Ontology annotation, biological process: small GTPase-mediated signal transduction; positive regulation of peptidyl-serine phosphorylation. NCBI's taxonomy places the organism in Eukaryota, Metazoa, Arthropoda, Insecta, Diptera, Culicidae. Gene Ontology annotation, molecular function: guanyl-nucleotide exchange factor activity; phosphotyrosine residue binding. The record is from RefSeq and is a predicted model, not a curated record. The coding region runs from base 1286 to 4117 and encodes 943 amino acids.
CCAGGGGCGAGGUCGCCGCCAUGCGAUAGCAGUAGCAUUGUUUGCAAAGUUGUUCCCAUAUCUGGCGGAGCAUCUCUCUAAACGGUUCGGUGUUCGACACAUCGAUAUAACUGUGUCGGCAAACAGCCAAGAGUAUUUGCGAUGGAUAUCGUCGCCCCAACAGCUGACCGCAGCAGUUUGCUUGAGCAAAUCAAAAACAAAAACAAAAAAUGAAAACAGAGAUCUGUAUGCAAAAGGCAGAAUGUGUAUUGUUGUUUACUCACGCGAAUUAAUUGAUAGCCCCGCCGUGGUGGCCACUUCAUAUGUGCGCGGAAUCAUUUUGUGGUCAGGGUGUGAUGGUGGUCUUCGUGGAGGUCAAUACGAGAAACAAAUUGCGUGUGGUUUGUGUGAUUCAAAUGUGUUCGUUCCGGGAAUCGCCAUCGAUAUCGAUGCCGUGAUGCCGAAAUGUGCUAACAUGUGCCGUGUGGUGAUCAUCAAUAAUGACUCUUUGCAUUGGGAUUGAUUCCUGUUAGCCACCAUGGCUAUAACUACAUGUGCGAUUUUCGCUAAUCGUAUACUACCGUUCAGUGAUGGAAUGCGAUAUCGAGCUGAGAUAAACGCCAAUUGACGUGAUGUGUUGAUGUCAUGCAAAUAUAUUAUUCGAUCGGUGCAACUUUGAAAAAAUAUUCUACCACACGAACCUAUGACAUCAUCAACGAAGAAAGAACGCCUGAAAAUUCCGAAACACAGCUGGUUUCAACUGCUGAAAUCUCCGCAACAUCAACCGCAAAGUUUCUGGGACUGACAGUUUUUUAUGUUCUGAAGAAUAUUCUUGCACUGUUUUCACCAGCAUCCUCGUCAUGCAGCUUGAAGGACGCAGAGACUUUACUCGCGAUAGUGCUUUCUCUCUGUUCGGUUAUUCUAAUGCCCUUUUAUAUAGCAUUAAUCCAAACGAGACACAGAUUAAGUUAAUCUAAAUUCAAUUCCGAUGUUUGUUCUAAUGCUCUAUCGCGCGUGUGAAGUGCACCGACUUAAUGAAUAGAUAUGUGCUAUGAAUUCGAGAUAAACCAAGCAAGGAGCAGAACCCCCGAUUUCAUCGACAGUCGCGCACCAGUCAGCCGGGUGAGUGUGAAUGUGAGCAGUUGCGAAAAAGAGUGACAUAUUUCCAGUACUGGCUCAGGUGGUGCAAAGGUGGUGCCAAAUGAAGUUAAUAAUUCCCCGCUCGAUCCGUUCCAACGGAUACGGUGUCAAUUCGUGAAUCAGCAGCUAGCCCCAGCGUCAGUGGUGCAAAACCGGGCGUUUCAGCAUGGGUAAAACAACGAGCAAAUUAGAUAAGCGUCGAUCGCAAAGUAUAUCCUGGAGCCACAAAUUUGGUUCGCUGCACCGGAGAAAGAAAAAUGCGCCGAUGGUUAUCACUUCCUGUCCACACAUGGACACCCUGGAAUGGCUGACGAGGAUGGAUCUGGUGGAAUAUUUAGAUAAAUUCAAAUCCUUCAACGGAGUGGAGGACAUCCUGUACUACAGCGAAGCCGACAUAAAGAAAUUAGGAAUUCGUAAUAAUGCGCACCGAGCUCGCAUCGUUAGCAGCUUGGUCGCGCUGCGGGAGAAAGCAUCCACAGGGAGCAUGAAAAAGACUGACCCGCUGAUGAAGGCAAUGCGACACAGUGUUGCGGUGGAUUCCUCCUGCAAGGUAUCGGGCACCAAUCAGGAAACAAUCAGCUAUGAAUGUCUGACGGCCGGCAACACUAAGCAAAGUAAAAGUCUGGGCGAUCUCUUAGAUAUGGAAACACCCGACGGUGGCAAUGAGGCGGUCGCACUAAAAAAAGCUCUGGAAUGGGAACUGUCGCUGGAUUCGAGAGAUUUACGAUCGCACGCCUGGUAUCACGGACCGAUUCCCCGGCAGCGGGCCGAGGAGAUUGUGCAGAAAGAUGGCGACUUCCUGGUGCGGGAUUGCGUCUCCCAGCCGGGCAACUACGUGCUGACCUGCAAGAGCAAGGGACCGACGCUUCACUUCGUUAUCAAUAAGCUGCUAAUCCAACCCGAAACCGUAUACGAGAGAGUACAAUAUCAGUUCGAGGACGAUGCCUACGACACAGUUCCUGAUUUAAUAACUUUUUAUGUGGGCUCAGGGAAAGCUAUUUCGGCUGCUUCAGGAGCACGGAUUCAGUUCCCCUGCAACCGGAUCUAUCCACUUUCAUUCUACGCUUCCAAAUAUGGGCAGCAGGUGGGAGGCAUCCGAGGGCCAAGCCCUCUCAAUUCCCCCUCACCGGUACCAUCAUCUCCGGGCUUUAGGUAUAACCCGUACACACAGCAACCGAACACAUAUCGAAGCCCAAUUUCUUCGCCACCCCGCACCAAACGGGAAACGCCCCCGCGUUUACCGUCAAAGAAACAACGCUCUCAAUCUCUUACCCCACUCCACGGCGCACAAGCUGCCCAGCAGCGAUACUGCAGUGCCGAUGGUGUGAUACAAACCAAUGGUUCUGGGAACAAAACCAUUCCGAAACCUUCCAGGCUGGCGGGAUCCACGGAAAAGUGCAACAGUGCUGACGGAGUCAUUCAAAACGAUUCGACGGCUCGAUCGACGCCCACAGAUGAAAAAUGCUCCAGCGCAGAUGGAGUCGUCAAGACCCAAACCUUAACCCGAUCGGGAACCGCAGAUCAGGCGCUGAAGUUUAACUCCCAAUCACUGCCACGAUCGAACAGUUUAAGAUCAUCGCACGGAAUAAUGGGCUCGCGUACUUCCAGCAUCAACAAGGAACCAAGUGAGCACUCAUUGAGUCCAUGCAUGGAGCAGAAGCAAUUCGCGGAAGCCGAAGAGGAAACCGAGCAGCCACCCAGUCCCCCGCCAAAACCGAUACGAGGCGUUCACCGGAACGAUUCCAUCAAGGAGGCAGAUCUACAUGGACAAAUACACCGUAUGGGUUCGUACCAUCCAAGUGGAUCGGAUUCCGGCAAUGGCUCCGGUGACUCGGCACAAAGCUCCGCUGCUGGCGAGGAAAUUGUUCUACAGCAUCGUGGAGGAGUGAUAUUGAAGAAUCCUCGUUUUAUCCCCAACUCGUUGUCCUCCAUCACGUUGCGAUCGUAUGCGGACUUUGAUCCGCUGGCCGCUGAAGAGGCGCUCAUGUCGAUGAACAUUCCUGCGUUCGAGCAGAUCUCGCGUUUCGAUCUGGAGAAUUUUAACACACUUAUGCUUCCGUUCUGUGAAUACAAACCGCUCGAUAGCGGUACACUCAACACAUUCCGGAUGAUGCUCAGCGAAACCGGUUCGAGGGUGAUUGCGACCCACCUGACGAGGGUGGAUAUUGGGUUGAUAUUAGAAAAAGAUGACGACAGGAGUGACAACCCACUGAACUGUACCGGUUUGGAGCUGAUAACGCUGGAGCAUGGCAGACAAUUCCGACUCGAUCUGAUCGAACGCACCGAAUGUAUGAAGUUGCUGGUGGCUGUUACCAUUUUGACCUGCCAGGACGAUCUUGAGCGGGCUGAAACACUGAACAAGUGGAUCCAAAUUGCGGUGGAAACGAAAACUGCCCUCGGUAAUCUGUUUGGUUUCUGUGCAAUCAUGCUAGGAUUGUCGAUGCCACAGAUUCAAAAACUGGAAACAACGUGGCACACAUUGCGCCAAAAGUACACCGACAGUGCAUUUAAUUUUGAGGCGAAGCUACGACCUACUCUGAACAGCAUGAACGAUUGUUCGAACCCGCAGGCGCCGAACACGACGAUACCGCACAUACUGCCAUACAUAUUGGUUAAGGAUCGCACAAUCAACGACGUACAAACAGAUCCCUCGCAGACGACACAGAAUUCAUCCCUAGUGGCAAGUUGUAUUACCCCGUGGGAAACGAAUACUCAGGACUUUGGAUUUUCCAUACUGUUUGCUCAUCUGGAUUCGGCCAGAAGUUUCAUCAACAAUAUUUCCCUAUACAGGAAGAACGCACAGACCAUUAUGCAGGACACGAGCCGGCUCGAUACACUGCUGGAGGAUGCGUUCAGGACUGAAUUCCAGGUGAAAUUUCUCUGGGGAAGCAAGGGAUGCUUCGUACCGGCCGAGGAUCGACACGCCAAGUUCGAGCAUGUACUCAGCGUAAUGGCAGAGAAGUUCUGCGGUGAUCCGACGGUGAAUGCCGCAGGUUAAACAACCCUAAACGCAGAAAAGUACACCAGGUUCAUCAUCUACCCGUACGUAAUCGUACCCUUCUGUUCAGAUCUUUAAUCAUAAAACCGAGAAAAAUGGGGACAAGCAAAACCAAAACGAAAACUCACUUGAUAGAAGACAAAACAGCACAAAACAAUUUUAGCUCAAAUAUUCAACAAAAGAGAGGAAAUCAAACGAAACAAUAAUUGUAAGCGUAAUUGAGAGCAACUUUUGGGGCUGCGGAGAAACUAUGUUUUUUGGAAGUUGUUUAAAUAUAGCCGUAAAUAUUUCAGACAAAAUUGCUGAUUGAAAUUAGACAUUCCAAUCGUGCGACUUUGAUUAAAGUGAAUGAAAACUAGUCAAAACAAAACUAAAAAUAAAUUUAAAAAACAAUCGGAGUACUUAUUUUGUGAUGUUAUUGAACUGUAUUAACCUUGUUUUUCAGCGAUUAUCCAACUAAUAUACGAACUUAUUUAACACCGUUCCGCAUAUGCAAAACGAGGGUACGGUUUUAUAGAAUUUAUACAAUGUAUGCGUUGGAACAAGCGUCGAUCAGUCGAUCAUUUUCGCAGUACUUAAAAAAACCUUUCAGUUACCUCAUAUUACCGACAACAAAAAGCAAGCAUUAGAAUUAAUCACAGUUACAUCCAUUUCCAAAGUUUAUAAAUAAAAAUACCACUGACAACAUAGACUGAUGAUUUGGGGAUAAAUCCAUCGAGUCGGAACUGUGUUCCGUUUCCGGAGAAUCUUCGUUUUCGAUCCACACAUUCAGAAGCAAUAAACAGAGACGAAUACGAGCUCCAGUUAUUUUGAUUUGUAAAACCAUCGAGGCUAUAUUCCUAGUUACAAAUAAUAAAAAGCUUCUCGACAUUUUUAUAUCCUUUCCAACACUUAAGAUAUCGUAGCGCUACAUUAACGAAACAAAAGGAAGUGAAACUAUCUGAAUAAUAGAAAACCAAAAUACAGAAAUAAAUACAAGUAGUUACUCAUGAACUCUUUAGAAGUGAAAUGAACAUUUAUCCAAGCGUUUCCUCGUAUUACAAAAAAAAAACAAGAAUCCUCAUUCGUAAUCACUCGUUCGAUAGACCACAUUGUAGUAGUUCUUAGGACUGUUAGUUCUGGUUUCUUUUCCGUUUCUCGAGAUUAUUUGUUCGGCGCUCAUACAAUAAUAACAAAUUCGUGUACCAGAAAAACGAAACUGAUAGAAAGUGGCAAACGCUCUAAACAAAGCAUGUAAUCGAAUACGAAGUGUUAGACAUUAACACAUUUAUUUACCAUCGUUAGCUACUUGACCUUUGGAAAACACUCACACAUACACACGCAUACAUAUACACGCAUGGAGUGCGCCGUGGCCGGAACCGGUGGAUUUGGAUGGAAACGUUGGAUUGCAAGGAUAAUUUGAACUUUGAGCGGGUUACAUACAGUUAGAGGAAGAUAAAAUAAAAAUAUUACGUAAUGCAAAGCUGAUAAGCUGAUAACUAAUGGUGUUGUACAUAUUUUGUGGACAAUGGAAUAUGAAAACAAUAAAAAAAGAAGAAUGAAGUUCUAUACACUGCAGCAUAAGCGUAUGAAAAGUAUGAUAUUUAAGCAGGAAAUGAUAUGUAAUAAAUUAUU